AUGCACAAUAUCUACUUAAAUCAUUUCUUACUAAACGUACCUAGGGACGAACCCGAGCGAAGCGAGGAACUAAAACAAACUAGCAACAUGAUCGAUCCAAGUUCAUCCGAGGAAGAUAGUGAGGAUGAACACAAGAAACAACCCGCAAAAUUACCAGUGGUGCCGCCCGGGGGGCUAGCAGGAGGUCGACCAUCAGUCAGGGGCAAGCCGGAGCUUCCCAGGGGUUCAACAGCUGGAUUACCAGGCGCAAGUCCUUUGACAACGGCCCCGCUUGCCGCCCCCCUGCACCCCGCGACGCGUCAGAGGGAGGCCGCCGCCCUCGCACCCCCCCAGACGUCGACGGGCAGUGCGAGUUCCGGGGAAGCCCCGGCGCCGUCCCCCAGUCCCUCUGGCACCAGUCACUCUGAUAAGGACCAAGACCCUCAGGAAAAAAUUGAAAAACUUGAAGAAGAUAAAAAACGACGUCUCCAACUUUAUGUUUUCGUGUCAAGAUGUAUAGCACACCCCUUCAACGCGAAACAACCAACGGAUAUGACGCGACGACAUACGAAAUUGACUCCACACCAGUUGGAAACUAUACAGGCCAGGUUUCAGGCUUUCUUGAAAGGCGAGACACAAAUAUUGGCAGAUGAAGCUUUCCAAAACGCAGUGCAAUCAUACUACGACGUGUUCCUCAAGUCGGAAAGAGUGGAGCAGAUGGUUAAGUCCGGAGCAUGCUCGCAUCAUGACUUCCGCGAGGUCUUCAGAAAUAAUAUCGAAAAACGAGUCAGGUCUUUACCAGAAAUUGAUGGUCUUAGCAAAGAAACUGUUUUAACAACAUGGCUUGCGAAAUUGGACUGCAUUAUGAAAGGAACGGGUAUACCCGGUGACGACGAAUCCAAGAGACCAUCGCGUGCACAGCAGCAAAGUCUAAACGCAGAAUGUAUUCUAAGCAAAGAACAACUUUACGACAUGUUCCAGCAAAUAUUAGGCGUAAAAAAAUUCGAACACCAGUUGUUAUUCAAUGCUCUAUUGUUGGAUUCAGCGGACGAGCAAGCUGCAGCGAUCAGAAGAGAAUUGGAUGGUAGAAUGCAAAAAGUCAACGAAAUGGAGAAGAAUCGGAAACUGAUGCCCAAGUUCGUGCUGAAGGAAAUGGAAUCCCUCUACAUAGAAGAGCUAAAAUCCUCCAUCAACCUGCUGAUGGCGAAUCUGGAGAGUCUCCCGGUGUCUAAAGGAGGAACCGACUCCAAAUAUGGCCUGCAUAAGAUCAAGCGGUAUAAUCACAGGAAGUACAAAUCACAAGGAUCUCUAGCGAACAAGCUGACCGGCGAAGCUGACGGUGGUGACGUCGACACUCAGCUUACCAAAAUGGAUGUGGUUCUUACGUUCCAGAUAGAGGUGGUUGUAAUGGAAGUCAAAGGGUUGAAGUCGUUAGCUCCUAACAGAAUAGUCUACUGCACUAUGGAGGUUGAAGGUGGAGACAAAUUGCAAACCGAUCAAGCUGAAGCUUCAAAACCUAUGUGGGAUACACAAGGUGACUUCAGUACCACACAGCCCUUGCCCGCUGUGAAGGUCAAGCUAUACACUGAAAAUCCUGGAGUUCUAGCACUUGAAGAUAAAGAACUGGGAAAAGUUGUACUUCGACCAACACCUUUAUCUAGUAAGGCUCCUGAAUGGCAUCGCAUGACUGUUCCGAAAAAUUUACCAGAUCAAGAUCUUAGAAUUAAAAUCGCUUGUCGGAUGGAUAAACCUCUCAACAUGAAGCAUUGUGGAUAUCUCCAUGUCAUCGGUAAGAACGUUUGGCGUAAGUGGAAGCGAAGGUACAUGGUGUUGGUACAAGUAAGCCAGUACACUUUCGCACUCUGCUCCUAUAAAGACAAGAAGUCUGAACCAGCAGAAAUGAUGCAACUUGAUGGAUUCACUGUUGACUAUAUUGAACUGGCCAGUGCGCAACUGAUGGUUGGACAGGAAAAAAGUAAGAACUUCUGGACGCAGUGGCAUAUUAACUCGCAUCUCGGGCAUCAAGCUCAAGAGCUUGAAGGAGCGAAGUACUUCAUGAACGCCGUCCGUGAUGGAGAAUCAGUUCUUAUGGGGGUCAGUGAUGAGAAUGAAUGCCAUUUAUGGGUCAUGGCAUUAUACCGUGCCACAGGACAGAGUCACAAGCCGACCCCGCCUACGACUUCAGACACGCAUAUUAAAAUAAUGGGAGAUGCAGACAAAGCGCGUAAACACGGUAUGGAGGAUUACAUCCAAGCUGAUCCAUGUCAGUUCGACCAUCACCAACUCUUCACAAUGCUUCAAUCGCUUACUUUGAAAUAUCGUCUGCAAGAUCCGUACUGCUCUUUGGGUUGGUUCUCUCCAGGUCAAGUGUUUGUACUUGAUGAAUACUGUGCACGAUAUGGGGUUAGGGGCUGCUAUCGUCAUCUGUGCUAUCUAUCUGAUUUACUUGAUGUCGCCGAAAGUGGAGCACAGACUGUGGACCCAACUCUCAUGCACUACUCCUUCGCUUUCUGUGCAAGCCAUGUGCAUGGAAACAGUACGGCCACGUUGCCUGGCAGGCCAGACGGAGUGGGCAGUAUUACGGUGCAAGAGAAGGAGAAGUUCGCCGAGAUUAAGGAACGCCUCAAGACCUUACUUCAACACCAAAUCACAAACUUCAGAUAUGCGUUCCCGUUUGGACGACCAGAAGGCGCUUUGAAAGCCACCCUAUCCCUUCUGGAACGAGUCCUGAUGAAGGAUGUUGUAACUCCCGUUGCUCCAGAGGAUGUUCGUACAAUGAUCCAAACGAGCUUGGAGAACGCUGCUUUGCUUAACUAUACUACUCUUAGCCAGAAAGCUAAUAUCGAAGAGGAUCUCCGCGGAGAAACCAUGGUAACUCCAGCAAAGAAAUUAGAAGAUCUCAUCCAUUUGGCUGAAUUGUGCGUCGACUUGCUACAACAAAAUGAAGAGCACUACGCGGAGGUUUAUAACACAAAACCGGACUCUAGCGGUCAACAAAAUGCAUUUGCGUGGUUCUCCGAGCUACUGGUGGAGCAUGCAGAAAUUUUCUGGGCUCUGUUUGCCGUAGACAUGGAUCGAGUGUUAUCUGAACAACCCCCGGAUACUUGGGACUCGUUCCCGUUGUUCCAGAUUUUAAACGAUUACUUAAGGACCGAUGAAAAUUUGCGAAACGGCCGCUUCCACGAACACUUACGUGAUACGUUUGCACCGCUCGUAGUUCGCUACGUAGAUCUAAUGGAAUCAUCCAUCGCGCAAUCACUUCAUAAAGGAUUUGAAAAGGAACGUUGGGAAAUCAAAGGAAAUGGCUGUUCAACAAGUGAGGAGCUUUUCUGGAAGCUGGAUGCCUUGCAGUCUUUCAUCAGAGAUUUACAUUGGCCAGAGCCAGAAUUCCGUUCACAUCUUGAGCAACGACUCAAGCUUAUGGCCAGUGAUAUGAUGGAAACAUGUAUUCAGAAGACAGAAGCUUCUUUUCAGGCAUGGCUGAAGAAGAGCGUCACCUUCAUGUCAACAGACUACAUCCUGCCUGCUGAGAUCUGCGCCAUGGUCAACGUAGCUUUAGAUGCCAAAAAUCAAGCACUAAAGUUGUGUGCAGUUGAAGGUGUAGACAUCUACCAGUACCAUGCUAAAAUGGAUGCCCAGAUCGAGGCGUGCCUGCAAGCCAUGUCGACGGGGAUGACGACGCGUCUGUCGGCGGUGUUGGAGGCUACGCUGGCUAAGAUUGCGCGCUUCGACGAGGGCAGUUUAAUAGGAUCCAUUCUGACGAUCGCCAAUGUAUCGGGUUCUGGAAAAGAUAUAGGUCAAGGCUAUGUUAACUUCAUGCGAAACUCUAUGGAUCAAAUUCGAUCAAAGGUGACAGAUGAGCUGUGGAUCCUGCAGUUAUUCGAACAAUGGUAUGGGGUGCAAGUUGGACAUAUUAGUACGUGGUUGGGUGAAAGACCUGCCCUGCAUCCGCAACAGGUUGCCUGUCUUUCCAUCGUGCUUAAGAAAAUGUACAGUGACUUUGAAUUGCAAGGAGUAAUAGAUGAUAAACUCAACUCUAAAAUUUAUCAACAAGUCGCAGGACGAAUGCAUACGGAAGAAGCCACUUGCAGUCUACUUUUAGCUCAACAAGAUCAAGGUAGUGGCGAUGAUGGCGGAUCAGAAGAAGGCGCGAAAAGUGGAAAGUCAAAGUUAGAGUCACUUACUGAAGACGCUAAGUUAGGAAACGUCGGAGCUGUAGUCGGCAAGAUGGGCAAUAUGUUUGGACGCGGCAUCGGCGAGCUGUCAACAAAGCUAGGCGGAGCAUCUUCUUGGUUU
Molecule: messenger RNA, 4275 nt
Organism: Brenthis ino (lesser marbled fritillary)
Lineage: Eukaryota; Metazoa; Arthropoda; Insecta; Lepidoptera; Nymphalidae
Source: the annotation of a GenBank genome assembly